GGCAGUGGGUGAGUCUUCCUGGGUCCAGAUUUAGGCCUCCACUGCCUGGCAGUGGGUGAGUCUUCCUGGGUCCAGAUUUAGGCCUCCGCUGCCUGGCAGUGGGUCAGCCCUCCUGGGGCCAUGCCUGGCUUUCAGCAGCCUUAACCUCUCACCUCCUCCAGCUGUUCUUCAUGCACCUGCUGCCCAACUUCGCCGAGUGCUGGUGGGACCAGGUCAUUCUAGACAUCCUGCUUUGCAAUGGUGGAGGCAUCUGGCUGGGCAUGACGGUGUGUCGUUUCCUGGAGAUCCGCACGUACCACUGGGCCAGCAUCAAGGACAUCCACACCACCACAGGGAAGUUGAAACGUGCAGUGUUGCAGUUCACGCCCGCCAGCUGGACCUACGUGCGAUGGUUUGACCCAAAGUCCUCCUUCCAGAGGGUGGCAGGCAUCUACCUCUUCAUGAUCAUCUGGCAG
This is a messenger RNA of Paramormyrops kingsleyae, 455 nucleotides long. NCBI's taxonomy places the organism in Eukaryota, Metazoa, Chordata, Actinopteri, Osteoglossiformes, Mormyridae. The record is from RefSeq and is a predicted model, not a curated record.